Protopolystoma xenopodis is the source of this 396-nucleotide messenger RNA. The record is from the annotation of a GenBank genome assembly. NCBI's taxonomy places the organism in Eukaryota, Metazoa, Platyhelminthes, Monogenea, Polystomatidea, Polystomatidae.
AUGCAGACUCUCGCGUUUUGCUUGCUAUCGGGCAUGGUGAUGCGUCUGAAGCUUUUUUCUACUCCACAGUUAUGCCUCUCUUACGCCCUCCUCGUAAGACGCGUCGAUCUUCUGUUUCUCAAAUAUUCAUAUUGUGAGGAGUUGAAGAAAACCAGUAUUUACUCUUCUCCCAAGUCAACGGAUUAUAAAAAAGACGUGAAGAGAUCAAAAUCUGGUGCCUGCUUCAAAGGCCGCUCUUGUUAUCCAGGCUCUUUGUCCAAUAAGCUUGGAUGGACGGCUAAUUUGUGCAGCUGGAGCAAACAGAUUUUGACUAUAAGACGAUUUGCUAUUUGCCUCGGAGUGGCACUGCUAAUUCUGAUGUUUACGCACGGAUAUGCUAACAUCCAGGUCCGUUAA